This is a messenger RNA of Zerene cesonia (dogface butterfly), 1616 nucleotides long. It is a transcript of the gene Cyp305b1, whose product is annotated as probable cytochrome P450 305a1. Gene Ontology annotation, molecular function: oxidoreductase activity, acting on paired donors, with incorporation or reduction of molecular oxygen, reduced flavin or flavoprotein as one donor, and incorporation of one atom of oxygen; heme binding; iron ion binding. Lineage: Eukaryota; Metazoa; Arthropoda; Insecta; Lepidoptera; Pieridae. Gene Ontology annotation, cellular component: cytoplasm; intracellular membrane-bounded organelle. Bases 72 to 1529 code for a protein of 485 amino acids. The transcript is spliced from 8 exons. Gene Ontology annotation, biological process: xenobiotic metabolic process. The record is from RefSeq and is a predicted model, not a curated record.
UUGAAUAUACCAAGAACAGUCGCGCAUCGAACGCCGGAGUACUGGCGCGUAAUACUCAUCAAUUCAACACAAUGCUCGCGACACUAGUUGCCGUGCUGCUCAUAACCAUCCUCGGGUACAUAAUCAACUCUGUCAGCAAACCAAGAAAAUUUCCACCAGGUCCUAACUGGUAUCCCUUUGUCGGAUCAAGCGCAAUAGCCCAAAAAGUAACGCUACAACAUGGCUCCCAGUGGAAAGGGUUUGCCCAUUUGGCCAAGGAAUACUCGACCCAAGUGCUCGGAUUGAAGUUAGGCUCAGAACUUGUUGUUGUCGUGUUCGGUGAGAAGAAUUUACGAAAGGUUUUCACUGAAAAGGAGUAUGAAGGGCGACCUGAUAGUUUUUUUAUAAGGCAAAGGUGUUUGGGCAAGAGAUUGGGUAUUACCUUUGUGGAUGGCCCCUUGUGGAAAGAGCACCGCCAGUUCACAGUGAAGAAUUUGAAAAAUGUCGGAUUUGGUAAAACUGCGAUGGAAAAAGAGAUUCAGGCGGAAUUGGGUUACAUUUUGGAGCAUAUCGAUAAAAAUAAAACAAAAACCAUCAAUCCUAAAGUAAUACUUGCUGCGUCCGUUUUGAAUAUAUUAUGGAAAUUCACCGCAGGUGAGAGAAUAAAAGAGGAUCGCCUGCAAUACGUCAUUGAUUUAUUCAGUAAGAGAUCGAAGGCUUUCUCCAUCGCCGGCGGCUGGUUGAACCAAUGGCCUUGGAUUCGAUUCAUUUUUCCCAAUUUAAGUGGAUACACGCUCAUCAAAAACUUGAAUCAGCAAAUAUCUGAUAUUAUUGAGGAAACUGUAACCAAGCAUAAGGACAGAGUAGUUCCUGGAAGUGAUUUCAUUUAUAGUUUUCUUGAUGAAAUUAACGACAGUAAUGGAAGUUUUCAUGAGGAACAAUUAAAGGCCAUUUGUCUUGAUAUUUUGAUCGCGGGGGCGCAGACGACUAGCAAUGUUCUGGAGUUUGCCAUUUUGAGCCUUAUCAGAAAUAAGGAUAUACAGGAAAAGGUCUAUAAUGAAGUACAUACAAUUAUCGGUGACGAUACGCCAUGUUGGAAUGACACUAACAGAUUACUAUAUACCGUGGCGUUUCUAUUUGAAGUGCAGAGAUUUUACACUAUAGUCCCACUUGCGGGCCCUAGGCGCGUUCUAGAGGAAACCACAAUUGAAGACUACGUGAUUCCGAAAAAUACUACUGUAUUAUUGUCAAUUGGGGACGUUCACUUCAGUCCUGAUUUAUGGGACGAGCCUAAUAAAUUCAAGCCAGAAAGGUUUUUGGAUUCCAGUGGGAAAUUGGUCAAUACGGAACACUUUUAUGGCUUUGGACUUGGGCGAAGACGCUGCCCCGGCGACUCGUUAGCGAAGUCAUUUAUUUUCAUAGUGUUAGUGGGUAUCGUACAAAAAUAUAAAAUUGAAUGUGAAAAUGGCGUCUUACCUGCCGAAGAGCCAAUUAUCGGUUUAAUAUCUGGAGCGCGUCCGUUCACAGCCGAAUUCAUUCCACGUUUUUGAAUAAAAAUAUUAAAGUUUAGCGAAUUGAAUGGUAGAUCGAAGUUGCGUAAUGAAGCUGUAUUCAAGGAGGUUUUAGGAUAUUAUUAA